Molecule: messenger RNA, 3030 nt
Organism: Ziziphus jujuba (common jujube)
Lineage: Eukaryota; Viridiplantae; Streptophyta; Magnoliopsida; Rosales; Rhamnaceae
Product: E3 ubiquitin-protein ligase BRE1-like 2
Exons: 19
Coding region: 152-2809 (885 amino acids)
Cellular component (GO): HULC complex; nucleus
Molecular function (GO): ubiquitin protein ligase activity
Source: RefSeq, a predicted model, not a curated record
AUAAAACGACGUCGUGCCCCAAAUCUCAAUUCUCUCGUCUUCCUUCUGAUGAGAGCUCUCGCUCGCUCGCUCGCUCGCUCUGCAACUGAACAGUUUGUUAGGGUUUGGCGGUGGUCGACAUCUGAUGGUUUGUAGGGUUUCAUAAGCGUAGAUGGAUAACUCAGACCCCGAUGAGCCGGACAAAAAGAGGCCUCAUUUGAACUCUGUUUCAUCCGCUAUGGCUCGCAACUCCACCACUUCACCUCCCAACAAUCAGACUGUGGAUGCAGCCGUUCUCCACUACCAGAAUCAGAAACUUCUUCAGCAGAUAGAGUCGCAGAAAAAUGGGUUGCAUAAACUUGAAUCAGAAAUAAAUAAAUUGAAAGAAAAGCAAGGUUCUUAUGAUGACAUGUUAAUUGCGGUGAAUCAGCUUUGGAAUCAGUUGGUUGAUGAUUUAAUUCUUCUUGGAGCAUGCAUUGGAGGAUGCCAAACUGCUUUACAAACUUUGGAUCAUGCUGACAAUUCACGGGGUUCAAUGCCAUCAUGUCCCGUGGAGGAGAUGUUUCUUUGUAGACUGUUAGGAAAAGAUUCUAUUGAAGCUAAUGGUAAUGAUGAAAUUAGUAAACAUGUUGAAGAAGCACUUGCUAUGCGUCAUACAUCCACUCAAAUGUUGUCGAAACUCCUGGAAGAUACCUUUGCUGCUCAGAAGGCCAAAAUUGAGAGCAUUGCUUGGGCUUUAAAUGGAAAGUUAUCUUCAGAAGAUGUUAUCAUCCAGUUAUCUAAGAUCGAUAAUAUGAUAAAGGAAGAGGCUAAAAAUCUUCGAGAUGUGAUUGAUAUUCUUCACUCAAAGCAUAAAGAUUAUGCUGAUCAGAUUCAGACUUACGUUAGCAGUCAUUCUAUGGAUCAAUCUGAAAUUAAACGCCUUUCAGGUGAGCUAGAUGAUAGCAUGGCCGAACUUGAGGAGUGUAGAAGAAAACUAAUUAGUCUGAAAAUGCAAAAGGAUGUUGCAUCUGGAAUCCAUACACCCCCUUCGGGUGCAUUGAAUGGAAACCUAUCACCUGAGAAGUCCGCAGAAAGGACUAUAAGUCUACGGGAUUUGAAGAAUUCCAUUGAGGAAACAAAGAUGCUUGCAGCCAAUCGACUUUCUGAGGUUCAAGAUGCACAAGAGGAAAAUAGAAUAUUGUCAGAACAAUUGCAAGAGCUUCAGAAUGAACUGAACGAUGACAAGUAUGUACAUGCAUCUCGACUAUAUACCAUGCGAAAUGAUCAACUCCAAUAUUGGAAUGCUGAAGUGGAGCAAUAUAGAGGAUUGACAGAUGCUCUGCAGGUUGACAGGUCUCUUGUCAUCAGGAGGGACAAGGAACUAAAUGCCAGAAUAGAGUCAGCAGAUAUGACAAGAAACUCCAUUGACAAUGCUGAGUCCAGGAUCGAAGAACUUCAGCUUCAGCUGCAGAAGUGUAUUAUUGAGAAGAAUGACCUUGAGAUUAAAAUGGAAGAAGCAGUCCAGGAUUCAGCAUUCCUUGCUUCAGGGAGAAAGGACAUAAAAGCUGAGUUUCGUGUAAUGGCAUCAUCUUUGUCUAAGGAAAUGGAAAUGAUGGAAGCUCAGUUGAAGCGAUGGCAGGAGACAGCCCAUGAAACACUUUCCCUUCGUGAUGAAGCUCAAUCUUUAAAAGCUUUGUUGAGCUCGAAGACAAAUGAACAAAAAAGCUUGGCACUGAAGUGUGACGAACAGAUGAUUGAGAUUGAGUCUCUUAAAGCGUUGAUUGAGAAGUUGCAGAAAGAAAAACUGGAACUGCAAAUUUUCUUGGACAUGCAUGGACAAGAAACCUAUGACAAGAGAGAUUUGAUGGAAAUCAAAGAAUCAGAAUGCAGAGCUCGCUCACAAGCUGAAGUUUUGAAAAAUGCUUUAGAUGAACAUAGUCUAGAGUUGAGAGUGAAAGCUGCCAAAGAAGCUGAAGCUGCUUGUCAACAAAGGCUAUCUGUUGCUGAAGCAGAAAUAGCUGAUUUAACCGCCAAACUUGAUGCUUCACAGAGAGAUGUUCUGGAGCUCACAGAGGCCAUUAGAAUCAAAGACAGGGAGGCAGAGGCAUAUAUAUCGGAAAUUGAGACCAUUGGCCAGGCAUAUGAGGAUAUGCAGACACAAAACCAGCAUCUUUUGCAGCAGGUGACUGAGAGGGAUGACUACAAUAUCAAGCUUGUUUCCGAAAGUGUGAAGACAAAACAAGCACAGAGCUUUUUACAUUCUGAGAAGCAGGCAUUGGUGAAGCAGCUUCAACUGGUAAAUGCGUCGGUUGAAUCUCUGAAAAUGAGAAUUUUCCACGGUGAAGAACAGAUGAAGGCUCUUCUGACAGAAGCCAUUAAAUCUACUGAAGAAGGCAGACAUCUUGAUGUUAAUCUGGAAACUGCAAAGUGGGAAUUAGCUGAUGCUGAGAAGGAGUUGAAGUGGCUUAAAUCUGCUGUUUCUUCGUCUGAGAAGGAAUAUGAGCAAAUUCAGCAGGAUAUCGAUGAUAUCCAAAUUGAAUUAGAAAGUGAAAGAAAUUCCAGGAAGAACCUUGAGGAGGAGCUCAAGGAGUUAAACAUGAAGGUUGCUGAGAUGAGUUCUGAAACCGGAGAAGCUGCAUUACAGAAACUUCAAGACGAAAUCAAAUUCUGCAAGUCUAUUUUACAGUGCCUUGUUUGCCGUGAUAGGCCAAAGGAGGUUGUAAUUAGUAAGUGCUAUCAUCUAUUCUGCAACCAUUGCAUUCAAAAGAAUCUAGAGAUUCGACAUCGAAAAUGUCCUGCAUGUGGAACUGCGUUUGGUCAAAAUGACAUACGGUUUGUGAAGAUAUAGGAGUUUCUCCUUAGUUGCUAGUUUUAGUUAGUGUUGAAUUGAGGUAGUUUGAUUGGCGUUUGCUGAGGGUAACCCAAUGUUGGAGUCACGGUUUCCUAAUGUUAACGAGGCCUCAUAAUUUAUGUAGGUUUUUGUAAAUAACAUGACUUGAGAUAAUGAUAGAUUGACAAUUCUCUGUAAUCUGGCUCAUUUGGAUAAAGAGAUUCUGAUUGCAAAUGCAA